This is a messenger RNA of Ostertagia ostertagi, 408 nucleotides long. Lineage: Eukaryota; Metazoa; Nematoda; Chromadorea; Rhabditida; Trichostrongylidae. The record is from the annotation of a GenBank genome assembly.
AUGAUCAAAGCUCUGCUCCUUCUUGUAGUUCUUCUCGACAUCAGCUUCAAUUUUUCUGUGGAAGGCAAAGUUGCCUUGACAGAGGCAGCAGAUGGAGGAAUCACUGCACCACUCGGCGCCGGUGUGGGGCUAAACGAAGAAAUCAACACUCGCGUCAAGCGUCAGGGCUCUGAAAGUGCAGCUCGUUGGCCAAAGAAUACAGUUUACUACUAUUUCGACGAAAGUAUAACUGAUAAACUGUACAUAAGAAAUAGGCUGAAAUAUAUCCGUGAUCGUACGUGCAUCAAUUUCGUCGAGAAUGCCACGGCACCGAAUCGAAUAAAAGUGCUCCAUGGACCACCUUGUUCAUCGCAUAUUGGAAUGAAAGGAGGAGAACAAACACUGGCGUUACCCGACCUUACGGCAAGC